Messenger RNA from Exserohilum turcica Et28A, 1030 nucleotides. RefSeq lists its product as uncharacterized. The annotation marks the transcript as partial. The transcript has a single exon. The record is from RefSeq and is a predicted model, not a curated record. NCBI's taxonomy places the organism in Eukaryota, Fungi, Ascomycota, Dothideomycetes, Pleosporales, Pleosporaceae.
ACCGCCCUCGCCAUCGCCGCCAUCGCCGCCAUCGCCGCCAUCGCCGCACAUUAUGUCCAAAUGCCGCCCGCUAUCGCCCAAGCUACCCCACGGCCCUCACCACCCAGCCCGCUCCCACUCCGUCUCUCCCAAUUAUCCCGACGUGGGCAUAAAAAGCCGCAUCGCGACGUCGGAACCGCUCUCUUGCGCCCUGGACGUUGCCGUCUAGCGGGGUUGCGGGCGUGCCGUCGAUCUGCCAAGCCCCAGCCCACCCUGGCUCCAGAGAUAAGGGGGAAAAACGCGCUUCCAUUGUUACGUGAGCCUAUCGAGUAACGCCCGCCGCCCACGCUGAGCCCGAGCCCGCCUGUCUCGCUGUCCCGGCCUGCGACUGCGACACCACGUUUGCUCUCGUCUUAUAAACAAUACACGUCGCCCCAGCCACACGCUCACAAACGCCUGUGCUCAUCGUCGGCCAUCUGCCACCAAAUAUGCGCAGCCGUGCCUGUGGCCGUGUCAUGUCUGCUUUGGGCAAGGCUGGGGGGGGGGCCGCUCCGUGUGCUGCAGCGGGCUCCAAAAAGGCUUGUCUUUUCCCCAGAUCACAUCUCACUGCUGAUCCGCCAGGUCCAACGUCCCUAUGGUUCGCAGCAGGCUUAUCGCCUGCGCGCCGAUGGUGCGGGCGGAUAGUCGUGGGCAAGCGCUGGCUCGUGUGGCCUGCGCCCGAUAGGAAACUCAACACCAUCCCGGGGUCGACAUGGAGCCAAACCUGGGCAGCCUGUCUGUCCACAGUCCGUCUCUCUCUCCCUCAUGCACACCUUUGUCUCGGCGUCGUCUCCAUGCCAAUCAGAUAGCCAUGACGCGCUGAAAAGCGCUCCACUGCCCUGCUGUUCGGUACACUGCCACGCCCAUCAUGCACUCCCACACACCAACUUGGCACGGCCCCUCUGCCCUCGACGGCUUCACUCAAUGACCUGCAGCCCUGCGUGCUUCUAGUGCUGUGGAGAGCCCGUGUACCUGCAGCAGCACUCAACCCGCAGCACUGCGCUGAGGCGGC